This is a messenger RNA of Neurospora hispaniola, 593 nucleotides long. RefSeq lists its product as uncharacterized. NCBI's taxonomy places the organism in Eukaryota, Fungi, Ascomycota, Sordariomycetes, Sordariales, Sordariaceae. The coding region runs from base 189 to 425 and encodes 78 amino acids. The record is from RefSeq and is a predicted model, not a curated record. The transcript has a single exon.
UGGUUGGCGAAAUUGGGCCACCGGUAGGAUGUGAAGAUAGGCUCAUGUUGGACACCGGAUAUGGGGUUGAACUGUAGGGUCUUGAUGUAAAGAUUGGGGACCCCGAGCCGCUGAACGAGCCAGUAGGUGCGGCGGUAGGUCCGCCGGAAUUGGUAGAGUUGGACAAUGGGUAUGGAGCUGAGUUCGAAAUGCUGCCUGUUGGAGUAGGGAUAAGACCCGUUCCAGAGCUGGAAAUUGUCCCUGUCACAGGCGUAGUAGAAGGGAGAACACUACCGGUUCCAUUCGAGAGAGGGAACGUCGCAGUGCUACCAGGUGCGUCAAAGGAGGACCCGGCUGGCGUUGUGAAAAAUGGAACUGUCAACGAGCCAGCCCCUGGGGAUGCCCCUGUUGGUGCUGGUUGGACAGUACUGUUGGUCAAGGGAUAGGGGGCAGAGAUACCAGUAUCAAGUUGGCUUGUAAAGAUUCCUCCCGAGAGGGAAGACCCGACAGGACUAAUCGACGUCCCAAUGCUACCAGUUGGACCUUGUGUCACCGUCGAGUUUGAUAGCGGGAAAGGAGCUUCGCUGGUAGGGGACGUCAGGGCAGUAUUUGUC